Magnolia sinica is the source of this 639-nucleotide messenger RNA. Its product is annotated as phosphopantothenoylcysteine decarboxylase-like. Gene Ontology annotation, biological process: coenzyme A biosynthetic process. Gene Ontology annotation, molecular function: FMN binding; phosphopantothenoylcysteine decarboxylase activity. Bases 18 to 614 code for a protein of 198 amino acids. Gene Ontology annotation, cellular component: phosphopantothenoylcysteine decarboxylase complex. NCBI's taxonomy places the organism in Eukaryota, Viridiplantae, Streptophyta, Magnoliopsida, Magnoliales, Magnoliaceae. The record is from RefSeq and is a predicted model, not a curated record. The transcript has 3 exons.
UGUUAUAAGUAGAACCUAUGUCAGAAAGGGAAGCAGCAUUGGAUUAUACAGACAUGAGAAAACCACGUAUUCUAUUGGCUGCUAGUGGAAGCGUAGCUGCUAUAAAAUUCGGAAGCCUUUGCCAUGGCUUUUCCGAAUGGGCAGAAGUCAAAGCAGUAGCCACCAAGUCUUCCUUACACUUCAUUGAUAAAGCAUCACUUGCAAAGGAUGUAGUUCUUUACACAGAUGAAUAUGAAUGGUCCAGUUGGAAGAAAAUUGGUGACAAUGUGCUUCACAUUGAGCUUAGAAAAUGGGCCGAUAACAUGGUAAUUGCCCCAUUGUCAGCCAAUACGCUUGGCAAGAUCGCUGGUGGUUUCUGUGACAACCUACUAACAUGCAUCGUUCGAGCAUGGGACUUCAACAAGCCAAUCUAUGUUGCUCCGGCCAUGAACACCUUCAUGUGGGAGAACCCCUUCACUGAAAGCCAUCUCGAAUCCAUCAGUAAACUCGGUUUCACACUGAUACCUCCCAUCACAAAGAGGUUGGCUUGUGGAGAUUAUGGGAACGGUGCGAUGGCUGAACCUUCAAUGAUCAAUAAUACUGUGAGGCUCAAAGUUUUGAAUCUUGACCAUUGAAUGACAAUAGUUAAGUAGCACACAU